AUGGGCGCUCUAGAGGAGGCUCUUCCACACCUCAAGGCCGUGGUUGCUGGUUAUGCGCCACGUGACGUGUACAACAUGGACGAAACUGGUUUGUUCUACAGUAUGACGCCCGACAAAACGAUCGCCCAGCAAGAGGUCGAAGGGUUUAAAAAAGACAAGACGCGCAUCACAGUUGCUCUCACGGCAAACGCUGAUGGAUCCGACAAACUCCCGCCGUUCUUCAUUGACACGCCAAAAAGCCGCGGUGUUUUGAGCACAAGACAGCUGAGCGACUGCGCUUUCUCUACCGCAACAACAAGAAAGCCUGAUGACUGGCAUACUCUUCCAGGAAUGGCUGGGAGAUGUCGACAAAAGUAUGAAGGUAAUUUGGGGCAUGCCUUGAACAUCAUCGUUGUGGUACAGUAA
Peronospora matthiolae is the source of this 405-nucleotide messenger RNA. NCBI's taxonomy places the organism in Eukaryota, Oomycota, Peronosporomycetes, Peronosporales, Peronosporaceae. The record is from the annotation of a GenBank genome assembly.